AUGUCUGGAGUGUUGAGUCUCUUUUCGCUGCGAAAUCGGACUGCUGUCAUUACCGGCGGGACGAGAGGUAUUGGCCAAACCCUUGCGAUCGCUCUAGCAGAGGCCGGAGCCGACAUCAUCUUGAUACAGAGAGAUUCCAGCAACGUUGGCACCCAAGAACAGAUCGAGAAGCUUGGAAGGAAAGCAACCAUAUAUGAAGCAGAUCUCGCAGACCAGGGUCAAAUCAGUGGUCUGAUCAAGCGGAUUAUCUCGAAUGGGCAUGACCUGAGUAUAUUAGUCAACUGUGGUGGUAUACAGAGACGUCACCCUCCUCAUGAGUUCCCGGAUGGUGAUUGGAAUGAGGUUAAUCUAAACACAGUCUUCACGCUCUGUCGGGAUGUCGGGGCUCAUAUGCUGACGCGAGAAGGACCUCAUCGUGGAUCUAUCAUCAAUGGAGGUCUUAAUGUGCCCGCCUACGCGGCCGCAAAAGGAGGUGUAGCACAGUUGACGAAAGCGCUCGAGUUGACUAGAGUGGUANNGAUUGCUCCAGGUUACAUCCAUACCGACAUGAAUGAUGCUCUGAUUAAGGACGAGAAGCGUGCAGCGAGUAUUCUGGAGCGUAUCCCAGCUGGACGGUGGGGCUUGCCAGAGGACUUCGCUGGCUCAAUAGUGUAUCUUGCUAGCCGAGCAAGCCUGUAUGUGUCUGGAGAGAUCUUGACAGUAGAUGGAGGCUGGAUGGGUCGAUAA
This is a messenger RNA of Aureobasidium uvarum, 726 nucleotides long. The record is from the annotation of a GenBank genome assembly. NCBI's taxonomy places the organism in Eukaryota, Fungi, Ascomycota, Dothideomycetes, Dothideales, Saccotheciaceae.